Cotesia glomerata is the source of this 2733-nucleotide messenger RNA. It is a transcript of the gene Gli, whose product is annotated as acetylcholinesterase. The record is from RefSeq and is a predicted model, not a curated record. Gene Ontology annotation, cellular component: septate junction; tricellular tight junction; cell surface. Bases 39 to 2360 code for a protein of 773 amino acids. Lineage: Eukaryota; Metazoa; Arthropoda; Insecta; Hymenoptera; Braconidae. The transcript is spliced from 8 exons.
GUUCCAGUUAAUGCAGUGACUCUGCCGCACGCGGCAAAAUGGAUACUAAACACAAAGUGCACACCUUUAAAGGGCGCGUCACUUUCUUUUCGAGUUUAUUUAUAUUUUAUUUUAUUGUUAAUUUUAAUUUUUAUUUUAUUAACUGUCAGGACUCGAGAUACGGCAGUCAGUACAACCAGUAUAAUCGUGACGGUGUUUAUGUUCCUCCAGGUAGUCCUGGUUAUCAAACCUAUUUUUAUAAAGACAGAAGAUAUGGGUAUCAGCCCAGCUACCUGGAUCCCAUAUCUAGGGGUCCAACUCGUAAUCCUGAAGAUCGGUUUAAUUAUGGAGAAGAUCCGAGGCAACAGUAUUUGCCAGGAAUCCUCGGUGGUUGGCGAGAAGAUCUCCAGGGAAGAAAACGCCCUGAUUCAAAGCAACUUGAAGAAAAUCGUGAUGUUUAUAUAAGAACUAACUAUGGCCAGGUGCAAGGUUUUAAAGUUAAUUUGUAUGACCAUCCUGAAGCGCGACAUCGUCCGUGGAACAUGCCUGUUGAACGUGUCACUGCCCAAGUCAAUGUAUUUUUAGGCAUUCCUUAUGCUAUGCCACCGGAUAAAGAAGGAAGAUUCAAACCACCUCGUACUCACAGAGGAUGGCAAUUGCUACAAGCUGUUGAUUGGGGUCCAGCUUGCCCUCAGCCGAGUAAUUAUACUGGGGCAACAAAAGGUAUUCGGGAUGUUAGUGAAGAUUGUUUGUACUUGAACAUCUUUACGCCUCCGUUUGAAUCCGGUGUCGCAAAAUUGUAUCCCGUAAUGUUUUACAUCCACGGAGGUGAAUUUAUCCACGGAGCAAGUAAUCUCUUCCCAGGACACAUGAUGGCAGGAUUUUACGACGUAAUAGUGGUAUCAAUAAAUUACCGCUUAGGUGCAUUAGGAUUUAUGAGUACAGGCGAUGAAUACAGUCCCGGAAAUUACGGAAUUUUAGACCAGCAAAAAGCCCUGGAAUGGGUGUACAACAACAUAAAAAAUUUCUACGGUGAUCGUGAAUCUAUAACACUGUUUGGACCAGGUGCUGGUGCAGCAAGUGCUGGAUUGCUGAUGGUAGCGCCUCGCAGCAGUCAUAUGGUAGCCAAAGUAAUUGCGCAGUCAGGAUCUGCAUUAGCAGACUGGGCGUUCAUCGUCGACAAGUACCGAGUGCAAAACACAUCACGUGUUUACGGAGAAUCGCUAGGUUGCAAUAUUGUAAACAGCCAGGAAUUAUUCAACUGUCUGUACACAGGAAGAAGUUACCUUGAUCAUGGAAACUCAGAGUUACAACCACACGUUGGAAUGUUUCCAUGGGCUCCAGUCCUGGACCGAAACUUCACCGUGCCUCCAGAUAAUUUAUACGAUGACUGGGGUGCUGCAGAUUGGCAUUUCUUCACAGAAACUCCUGAAGAAAGCAUCAAAGCUGGAAGAUUCAGGCGAGACAUCGCUUACAUGGCUGGUGUCACCACCCAAGAAGCCGCUUGGAUCAUCGUCAACAAUGAGACCCUCAGAAAAAGACAAUACCGCAUCGACGAUGAAACUUUUAACCAAAAAAUUUGGGAGAUGGUCAUGCGAUACAAUUAUACGCUUAAUCCUUAUGGUGCUUAUGAGGCCAUCAAAUAUAUGUACACAUUUUGGCCAGAUCCUAAAAAUGUUACCCUAGUGCGUGAUCAGUUGAUUAAUUUGCUCUCAGAUUUUCACUAUGUUGCGCCUUUUGAUAAAAUGGCGAAAUUGUUAGUGGAAAAAAAAGUACCUGUUUAUUUGUAUGUUUUAAACACUACUGUUGAAGCGCUUAACUUGGACCAUUGGAGAAGAGUCCCUCAUGAUACUGAGUACUUGUGGUUGACCGGUGCUCCAUUUAUGGACAAGGAAUUUUUCCCUGAUAAAUGGAAAGUUUCACGGGAUAUGUGGACUGACAAUGACAGAAAUAUGAGCCAUUUCUUCAUGAAAGCGUAUACUAAUUUUGCUAAAUAUGGAAAUCCAACGCCGUCACAAAUAUUAGGAUUACAUUUCGAAGAAGCGCAUCAGGGGUAUUUAAAGUACCUAAAUAUUAAUACCACAUUCAACAGCUCGAUUCUUUACAACUAUCGUCAGACUGAAAGUGCAUUUUGGUCACAAUAUUUGCCAACUGUUAUUGGACGAAUUGUACCAACUUAUCCACCAGUUACCGAGUAUUGGUGGGAACCAAAACAGCCACUUCAAAUAGCGUUCUGGUCAAUAUCAACUGCCUGUCUGCUACUGAUCGUCCUCUGUGUUAUUUGCUGCAUGCUAUGGCGUAACGCCAAAAGUAAACUAAUAGCCGCACGGAAAUAUAAGGCCCAAGACAAUCCGAUCACUACUAUAGCGGGGACGUCCUGAUGGUACGAGACGACGAGCCUUCGGAGGGAAUCGAGAAUAUGAAUCGAGCAUCAAAAGACAAUUUAUAUGAAUAUCGUGAUACACCGCCACCACAGAAAGCAAGAAUACCACGACAAAUAGAUAACAAAUCAAAUCAAGCGGAUCAUAUAGCUCAAAAUCGUAAAUUUAGUUCAACUCCGUCACUACGGAGUAAUUCAAAUAUGUCAUUAAGAGAUAUGCGCAGUGAAGGCUUUGUUACCAGUUCGCCUAAUGGUCAACUUAGGAUGAACAAAGCUUCAAGUCAGUCAACUUUGACUAAAGGUAAAACUAAAACACAUAUUGUACAAGGAGUGCCUCAAACUGCAGUAUAAGCAUCGACUUUUUUUUUUAAUUU